AUGGUUAUACUUGGUGAUAACCCUUUGCCGAUGCCCUUGGUUAUACCUUGCAAAGAGGUCUCUAUUGGUUCCUACUGUGAUUCCUCCUUCAAAGUGACUCCAUCUAAUAUGACUGCCAUUAGAGGUCUCAUCCUCGGCGCAGCCGUUGUUCUAUUCAUAUGGUUUAUGGGCGAGCUUAUUCUGCGUAAUGUUGAUAUUAAACUAAGCAAGGAACGUGCCGAAGUAAGCCAUCAUUACCCUGUCCUCAUCACCCAUAUCUCCCUUUCUAUGAUCAGGGUAUGGCACGGCAAGCAGUGA
This is a messenger RNA of Perkinsus marinus ATCC 50983, 297 nucleotides long. RefSeq lists its product as hypothetical. The coding region runs from base 1 to 297 and encodes 98 amino acids. The record is from RefSeq and is a predicted model, not a curated record. NCBI's taxonomy places the organism in Eukaryota, Perkinsozoa, Perkinsida, Perkinsidae. The transcript has 2 exons.